AUGGAUCCAAUAACUCCUGGUGAGUCUAGGGCUUAUAUUAGCACAAGAGAAAUCUUCUGUUCCCCAACUCCAAACCCUCGAAAUCAAGCUCUUCCUCCCUCACUAAUCCUCUACUUCAACGUUAUACGAAAGGUCUUCGAAGGUGGCAGAACCCCCAUAAUCGAUCUAGAAUACAAUCACCGAUAUCAAUACCCGUUACACCUCUUAAAUUCACAAUCACUGCGCCCAUUCGUUUCGAUUAAGAUAUUUAUGCGCAACCUUCGUUACCUUUCAAUGGAUAUGUACUGGAAAAUCGCGAGUUCCGAAGGAAACUAUACAUCAAUACCGAUGAGCGUGGAGGAAGUUUUGAACAAAUUUUGCAGUGUUCUGACCCGAGUGAUUGAAUCCGGGUCCGAUUCGGGUGAUCGGGCUAUUGAGAUCAACAUAGAGAACCAUGAACAUGCCCGACCCCUAACCCUACAUCACUGGUUCAUACCGGUGCAGCCCGAGAGUCCGGUUGGGGUGGGCGCGUCGUUGGAGGGUUUGGAGAAAGUUAAAAGCGACGACGUCGUUUCGUCGAGUGGUGAAAAGAUGACGUGUCCGAUUUGCUUUUGUAAUGUGUUGAGUGGGACUGAGCUGAGUCGGUUGCCUUGUUCUCACUUAUUUCACACUCAUUGUAUCCUUAAGUGGUUGGAGAAAAGACACACUUGCCCAAUGUGUCGUUUUGAAUUACCAACUCGGACUUAG
This is a messenger RNA of Cannabis sativa, 726 nucleotides long. Its product is annotated as probable E3 ubiquitin-protein ligase RHC2A. Gene Ontology annotation, cellular component: cytoplasm. The transcript has a single exon. Gene Ontology annotation, biological process: protein ubiquitination. Bases 1 to 726 code for a protein of 241 amino acids. The record is from RefSeq and is a predicted model, not a curated record. NCBI's taxonomy places the organism in Eukaryota, Viridiplantae, Streptophyta, Magnoliopsida, Rosales, Cannabaceae. Gene Ontology annotation, molecular function: ubiquitin protein ligase activity.